UCCUGUCUAGAUGACCGCUCCAUAUGCGAUCCUCACGCUGAAUGCGUCCCGGGUGAGGGUGGACACUACGUUUGUAACUGCCAUUAUGGAUAUCAUGGCAACGGCCUCAGUUGUACCCGGCGAAGAAUUUCAGCUGAUUCUGAAACAAAUGACGAUAUUUUGCUCAUAUCGAGAGGGAUGGCCAUUUUUCAGCGAGGAAUCAAUCCUGAUGUGCCAGGGAAACAAUUGAUCGUUAUUCCGCAUCAUAUCGCAGUGGGGUUGGACUACGACUGUCAAGAAAAGCGAUUCGUUUGGAGCGAUAUCUCCGGCCACUCAAUCAGAUCGGCUUCAAUGAAUGGCAGUGAUCAGCAGUCAUUCUUCACUAACGAUCUUAACAGUCCCGAAGGUAUCGCGGUGGACUGGUCAUCCAAAAACGUUUACUACGCCGAUUCGCUAAAUGAUGAAAUCGGGGUCGCAUCACUGGAUGGAAAGUAUCAAAAGGCGCUAAUCACAGAAGGUUUGGUCAAUCCAAGAGCACUAGCCCUUGACAUGCAGAACAGACAUCUAUACUACACGGAUUGGCAUCGUGAGAAUCCAGUCAUUGGGCGAGUUGACAUGGACGGGAGGAAUAAUCAUGUGUUCCUCAAUGAGGACGUCCAUCUUCCUAAUGGCAUUACAAUUUUACCAAAUAGGCGAGAACUCUGUUGGGUAGACGCUGGAAAUCAUAGAUUAUCAUGCAUCGGUCUGAAUGGUAAUAAUCGCCGCGUGGUCUUCGCCCCACUGCAGCAUCCAUUCGGACUCACUCACAACAAUGAGGCCAAAUUCUAUUGGACAGAUUGGAAAGAUAACCGAAUUCACUCGGUCGGCAUAUAUGGUGACGGCUACAAGUCGUUUCCGAUCUCCUUGGGCGGUUCAGGAAAGGUGUACGGGAUUUUAGCACUACCAAAGCACUGCAUGGGACGUAAGUAUCCAUCCUAUGUUUCAAAAAACGAAGUUCUAGACAUGGAACAUUGA
Molecule: messenger RNA, 993 nt
Organism: Angiostrongylus costaricensis
Lineage: Eukaryota; Metazoa; Nematoda; Chromadorea; Rhabditida; Metastrongylidae
Source: the annotation of a GenBank genome assembly